AUGGUUUCGACUCAUAACCGUGACAAGCCCUGGGAUACUGCUGACAUAGAUAAGUGGGCACUUGAAGAAUUCAAGCCCGAGCACAAUGCCUCAGGACAGCAUUUCACUGAGGAGUCAAGUUUUAUGACUCUUUUCCCUAAGUACAGAGAGCAAUAUUUACGUAGUAUAUGGGCAGAUGUCACAAAGUCUCUUGAGAAGCAUUUUAUCAAGUGUGAGCUAGACUUGGUGGAGGGUGCUAUGACUGUAAAGACCACUACCAAGACGUUUGAUCCGGCUAUAAUUUUAAAAGCCAGAGACUUGAUCAAAUUGUUAGCACGUUCUGUGCCUUUUCCACAAGCUGUUAAGAUUUUGCAAGAUGACAUUGCCUGUGAUGUAAUCAAGAUCGGUAACUUUGUAGCUAACAAGGAUCGUUUUAUAAAAAGAAGACAGAGAUUGGUGGGACCUAAUGGGAACACCUUGAAAGCAUUGGAAUUGCUUACGAAGUGCUAUAUUUUGGUCCAGGGAAAUACUGUGAGUGCCAUGGGUCCAUUCAAGGGUUUGAAGGAAGUCAGAAGAGUAGUUGAGGAUUGUAUGAGAAAUGUGCAUCCUAUCUAUUACAUCAAAGAGCUUAUGAUUAAGCAAGAGUUGAGCAAGAAGCCUGAGUUGGCCGAGGAAGACUGGUCGAGAUUCUUGCCUUCUUUCAAGAAGAGAAAUGUUGCCCGUAAGAAGGCCAAGUCGUCCAAGAGAGAGAAGAAGGUGUACACUCCAUUCCCACCAGCACAAACUCCACGUAAGGUUGAUUUGCAAGUGGAAAGUGGUGAGUACUUCUUGGGCAAGAAGGAAAAGGCAAUGAAGAAGUUGAAGGAAAAGAGGGAAAAGCAAGAAGAAGCAUCUGUGGCUAGAAAGCAAGAGAGAGAGAAGGAUUACGUAGCCCCAGAAGAAGAAAAGUACGAGAACAAGCUUGCCAAGAAGGAGAAGAAGGAGAAGAAGGAAAAGAAGGAAAAGAAGGAAAAGAAGGAAAAGAAGGAAAAGAAGAAGAGAUCCGCCAGCGAGGAAGAAGAAAGGGGUUCUAAGAAGUCCAAACAUGCAUAA
Molecule: messenger RNA, 1071 nt
Organism: Scheffersomyces stipitis CBS 6054
Lineage: Eukaryota; Fungi; Ascomycota; Pichiomycetes; Serinales; Debaryomycetaceae
Gene: KRR1
Product: 90S preribosome/SSU processome component KRR1
Exons: 1
Coding region: 1-1071 (356 amino acids)
Cellular component (GO): small-subunit processome; nucleolus
Molecular function (GO): RNA binding
Source: RefSeq, a predicted model, not a curated record